Botrytis fragariae is the source of this 417-nucleotide messenger RNA. RefSeq lists its product as uncharacterized. Lineage: Eukaryota; Fungi; Ascomycota; Leotiomycetes; Helotiales; Sclerotiniaceae. The transcript has a single exon. The record is from RefSeq and is a predicted model, not a curated record. Bases 1 to 417 code for a protein of 138 amino acids.
AUGGAUCAUUAUUUAGGAGCUAGUCGAAUAGAAUAUGUUGUCUCUCGACUUGAUAGUGGUCCUUCAGCAUGUUUUUAUAAGAGAUAUCAAACAGCAGAACAAAUGUUUGAGGCUUUGAACAAACUUUUUGGCAACACAGAUCGAAAAGACGCCGCUGACAUCGCUUAUCGCCGUUUAUCUCAAAAGGAUAAUGAGUCUUUCCCACUAUUUUGGGAAACGUUUCAACGCCUGAGUGCGGUUCUCGAGAUGACCGAAGCGAUGAUGGUUCAGGGCUUGUGUGGGAAACUCAAUCUCAGAUUGCGGAAGGCUUUGAUAGAGGUUGAUCUUGAUGAUAUUGAAGAUUUGGGAAGGGUUUGCAGAAUUGAGGAUGGAAGGUUGCGAGCAAUGCAGGCUUUGAAGGAUCCCGAUGAACAAUAA